Molecule: messenger RNA, 3781 nt
Organism: Oncorhynchus mykiss (rainbow trout)
Lineage: Eukaryota; Metazoa; Chordata; Actinopteri; Salmoniformes; Salmonidae
Product: src kinase-associated phosphoprotein 1
Cellular component (GO): plasma membrane; cytoplasm
Molecular function (GO): protein binding
Source: RefSeq, a predicted model, not a curated record
AAAUUCUUAUUUUGCAUUGGAUGCAUGCACGGAAAUAGUUUUUGUAACAAAAGUGUACAGGUGUUGCAUGAGUGUAUUAGUAUAGUGUGUGAGUAUCCACAUGCUUUCAUUUCAAGCAGGGAACUGUUACAAUAUGACUGGAGUCCGGUCUACACAGAUUCCAUAACUUUUCAAAAAGUAUAGUUUUGAUUGACUUUAUCAACAUUUGUCUGAAAAUUCCUCUGGCACUUUGAUGGAAGGAUGGGGACAGUCUCUGAAGAAGUUAGGAGGCUUUUGAAUGACUGUGAGCUGUUUGUAUCAGAUAUCCUACAGGAUGAGAACCUCAGUAAACAUGCCAGGGAAACACGGGACGUCCUACUUAAUAACUUCAGGGUGAUCUACUCCAGAAAUCCUCAGGCGUUUCCCUUCAGAUCUGAGUCCAGACAGGAGGACAGUUCAGAUGACAACCAGAGCUCCAGUCUGGGCCGCUCGGCCCCCUCAGAAGACCUGUCAGUGGCCUCUGACUACCAGGACGAGGGCUCUCCCGAAUACUUUGAGGAGAUCCAAAUGGUGGCAGCCCAGGAUCUCAGCAACAUCUUGAAACAAGGCUACCUGGAGAAGAAACGACAAGAUCACAGCUUCUUCAGCUUAGAAUGGCAAAAGCGAUGGUGUGUCCUCAAAAACACAAUAUUCUACUACUUUGGGAGUGACAAAGACAAGCAGCAGAAGGGCGCCUUCUAUAUCAAGGGUUACAGUGCAGAGAUGGUGGCCAACCUACGUAAAGACUCCAAGAAAAAUGCCUGCUUUGAGCUGAGUGCCCCUGGCCGACACUCCUUCCAGUUCACUGCUAGCAGUGUGCGAGAAGCCAUGGAAUGGGUGGACCAGAUCAACUUUGUCCUGAAAGAUUUGAGUUCCAGCUUUAUCCCCUUUGAGGAUGAGACCUAUGAUGACAUUGAGGGGGUGACGGGGGUGGCCAGCCGUCCCCCUUGGCCCGCCCCCUACCCGGUCCUGCCCCAGCAGGUCAAAGCCUCUCUCAGUAGCCAGGAGGAAGGGAAGCCCAGCCAGUGGGAGGAACAGGAAAAGGAUGAUAUCUACGAGGUGCUCCCAGAGGAUGACAUUCCAGGAUCCAUUGAGGAGAUCAGUGAGAAGAGCACGAACCCAGUGUGGUCCAUAGACUAUGCCAAUUACUACCAGGGCUUGUGGGACUGUGAGGCAGACGAGCCUGACGAGCUGGCCUUCCAAAGAGGUGACCUCAUCUACAUCGUCAGUAAGGAGUAUAACAUCAAUGGCUGGUGGGUCGGAGAGCUAAACGGAACCGUCGGUAUUGUCCCUAAAGACUUCCUCCAUCCUGCCUACAUCCUCUGAGCUCCCAAGAGUUGAGUGAUGUGACUGACUACAUUCUCAAUCCCCAACACCGAACACUUCGAGAUUGAUGACAGAUUGACCUUUUCUAUUAUUUCGUAAUAUAGCGUUAUGCUGUUAGUGUCAUUGUUGUUGUAUGUUUUUGUAACAAUAUGCUUCAUUUCCAUGCAUAAAUUACAUUACCAUGGUUCUUUUGAGGCGAUUGGUGUAUACAUCAAAUUCUGGAUAAUGCUGAUGUCGCAAAAAGGUUUCCUCUGUUCAAUUGUUUCCAAUGUAUUUGUGCCCAUGUGUGUGAAUGGAAAUUGCCAGACAUUGAGGAAACAUUAUGCCCCUGUGACAAAAAUAGGAAAUCCUCACCUCUGGUGAACUGGGGGGCUGUCUAUUCCAUAUUAUGAAGCAUACGAACUGGUGCCUUCAACAGCCUUGUGUCUGAGGCUACAGUGCUUGUUAUUUUGAUGCUGACUUCAAAUAUGUAGGCCACAAGGGGUCAGGCAUGCUCCCUGGUGCGAUUUAAUUAUUUUUAAUUAAUCUAAUUAAUUAAGUGUUUGAAAUUGGAAUACCUGAUCAUUUGCAAUAAGAAAACAUAUUUAUUUUUGAGCCUGUAAAAAUAUUGUUAGAUAUUUAAAUUCCACAAUAUGAUGUACAUAAGAACUUGUUUGACUGUGCAUAUGAAAGUCUAUGGCAAUAUAAAUGUCUGGAAACGAAAGAAACACCUAUUUAGGCGAGGUGCUGGCUUAAAUAAAUGUUGAAAUGUAAUGCACUAAAAUAGACUCAGAUGCAAAGUACAGGUGGGGGAAAAAACUACAGUGCCCUCCGCUAAUAUUGGCACCCUUGGUAAAUAUGAGCAAAACUGGCUGUGAAAGAAAUGUCUUUGUUUAUCCUCUUGGUCUUUCAUUCAAAAUAUUCACAAAAAUCUAUCAUUUAAUUAAAGUAAAAUAAUUGAAAAUAAGAAAAUAAAUUCAUAAAACAAAUAUUUUUCUAAAAUAUAUGUCUGCCUCAAUUAUUGGAACCCCUUCAUUCAAUAAUUUGUGCAACCUCCCUUUGACAAGAUAACUGCUCUUAACUGAUAACUGAGUCUUGUCCUAUAAUGCAUAAUGAGGUUGGAGAACACAUGGUAAGGGAUCAGAAUCUCUCCAGAUCCUUCAGAUUCCGUGGUACAUGCUUGUGGACUCUCCUCUUCAGCUGACACGGCAAGGUUUUCUAUGGGGUUUAGGUUGUGGAUUGGGAUGGCCAUGGCAAAACCUUGACUCUGUGGUUAGUGAACCUUUUUUGUGUUGAGGUGUGCUUUGGAUCAUUGUCCUGCUGGAUGAUCCAACCACGGCCCAGUUUAAGCUUUCUAGCAGAUGCAGUCAGGUUUUGAUUUAAUAUUUUUUACAUUUAACCUUUAUUUAACUAGGUAAGUCAGUUAAGAACAAAUUCUUAUUUUACAAUGAUGGCUUACCCCAGCCAAAACCUCCCCUAGCACGGAUGACACUGGGCCAAUUGUGCGCCGCCCUAUGGGACUCCCAAUCAUGGCCGGUUGGGAUACAGCCCGGGAUCUGUUGUGACGCCUCUAACAAACUGUAGGCGCUUGGGUUUGUUGUUUGAUGACAGCAAAUGCCUUUUUUCUAUGGCAACCAUCCCAAACAACUUGUGGUUACGUAGGUGGCGUCUGAUUGUGGUUUUGGAGAAUUUCUGACCCCAAGACCCAACUAAUGUCUGCAAUUCUCCAGCUGUGAUCCUUGGAGAUUUUUUGGCCACUCGAACCAUCCUCCUCACUGUGUUUGGGGUCAAUAUAGACAUGCGUCCUCUUCCAGGCCGAUUGUUAACAUCUCCAGUUGCUUUAAACUUCAGUUAGAUUUUACUCAUAAGAAUUUCUAGGGGUGCCAAUAAUUCUGACACGUUUCAGAGUAAAAUAUUUCAAUCAUUUUACUUAGAUUUUUGUGAAUAUUUUGAAAGGCAGACAUUUUUUCACAGCCCGUUUUGCUCAUAUUUACCAAGGGUGCCAAUAUUAGUGGAGGGCACUAACAUUUUAUUUCCAAGUACAAUUAUAUUCCACAGAAAUAUUGUCAUCAAUAGGUGCAUUCCUAGUUUAUUUUUGACUAUUUUUAGGUAGGUAUAUUGCCCUUGUACAUCCUUAUAUGAACUACCUAAGUGGAAAAAACUGUCUGGUAAUCAUCUACAUAACAUAAAAGGGGUACUUCCAACAACUGCUAUGCCACUUAAAUAAACUAAUGCACUGUUAAAAGGCUGAAUAUGAGAACAAACAUCCCCAACAUUGCAAAACACUGUACAGUGUGUUUGGGACUUUUACCAUUGAAGACAAUUAGACCAUAACAUUGAAACCAGUAGAACUGCUGUAGCCUGAUGGUUUGCUUUUUCAACAGGGAUGUUCUAACUAAUCCAGACCUUUUCUGAAGGGAAUAAACCACACACACGGUUCAUUUUCUGGACACAGAUU